This is a messenger RNA of Cyclocybe aegerita, 1011 nucleotides long. Lineage: Eukaryota; Fungi; Basidiomycota; Agaricomycetes; Agaricales; Hemipholiotaceae. The record is from the annotation of a GenBank genome assembly.
AUGAACAUACACGCCCUCCGCCGAUGUCCACAGCUUCGACGCGCUUAUGCAACACAACCACCCCUUCCGGAGCUCGCAAAGGUUGCUCGGACAGCAUCCACCCCGCUCGCUGUACGCCUGCGCCGACGCAAGCAAUUCGGUGCGACCCUCGAAGGCGCCUCUGACGCCACCAAGGAUGGCCUCACACCCACCGAGCAAGCACGAUACACGCGGCUAAAGGCUCAGGGGCUCCUCCGCUCGGAGGACGGGAAGGUGCCCACAGAGGCGGAGUGGUUGGAGCAGGUGAACGUACGCCGGUCGCGUGUGCGCGGUUUCCGCCGGAUGGACAAGGAAGGGUCCGCGUCUGCGACGACGCAGGUCCUCGGUCGGAGGGUGUAUCUGCCAAAUAUUGUCAUGCGGCUCGUGAGGAACCACACCCCACCUGGGCAGCCAUACAACCCCUACGAAGCCACGUUCCGUAUCCCCCAGUCUGUCACGAAGACCGAUGUCCGGUCGCUGCUGCAAGCCGUCUAUGGCGUCAAGACUACGUACAUCCGCACCGACAACUAUAUCUCCCCAUGGUAUCGUACGGCGCAAGGUUUCCAACGUCGGUCGUACAAAACCUACAAGCGAGCCGUCGUUGGCUUGGUCGACCCCUUCUACUAUCCGCUCAGGUUGGAAGACAUGGAGCCCGAGAAGAGGAAGGAGAGGGAAGAGUGGUUGGAGAAGAAUUUCAACAUCCAACAUGCACGUAACCUGCGCAAGCAAGAGCUCCUACGCAUGACCAUGGGCGAAGGCAAGGCGUCCUUCAAGCUUAACGCGCCAUACGCUACGAAGAGGUCGCACAUCAUCCGUAUUGUUAACGAGCGCAGGGCACAGCGCGAGACCAUGGUCUCCAACGCUGUUGAAGAGAUUCGCUCCCUGAGAGAGAAGGGCGAAGAGGUUGACUACGAGAAGAUCAAGCCGAGCAUUCGCAAGGGUCUACUGCCUCCCAAAAAACCCGCUGAUACCUCUAGCUCAAGCAGCGUAUAA